UCGCCGCAGACGCGGAGGCAAUUGAGACCACCACAAGUCACACAUCCGUUUCCUUCAUCCUCCUGGACCUCCGGAGAAACCCACCCCAAAAUCGCGCAUCCGCCCGCACGAAUCUCCGCACGCCAUGGCUUCCCCCCAGAACCCCGACGCCCCGGCGGCGCCGGCGCCGCCUCCGGCGCCCGCGGCGGCGCCCCCUGAGGUUCAAACCCCAAACCCUAGCAUUGUCCCCGGUGAUCCGCCGUCGCCGGAGAUGGAGGCUACGGCGGAGGCGCUCACGCGGGAGGAGGUCAUCCGCCGGCGGCGCCGGCGCGCGGCCAGGCUUGCCAGCGUGUACCGCCGGUUUUACUGGGCCAUUGCCGAGGAGGUGCGCGCGCGGCACCGGCAGUACGUCUGGGACCUCGCCCGGAGCCCGCUCGAGGCCGAGCAGCCGCCGCCCCCUCCCGGAGCCCCUAUCCCCGCGGUGGGGGAGCCACAGCGGUCGGCGCCGGUGCCGAGGAGGAAGAAGUGCGGGUUCACGGGGUGCAAAGUGCGGGCCAUGGCCACGGCCCGGUUCUGCCACUCCCACAUCCUCUCCGAUCCCAAACAGGUGCUCUACAAGCCCUGCGCCUACAUCACUAAAAGUGGGGUACAGGGUGGGCUUGUCACCUGUGGCAGGCCAAUCAUAAAGUCUGCAGCUCCCUCAUUCUGCAAUAUCCACUUGCAAAGAAGUCAGAAGAGCAUUGCACAAGCUUAUAGGAAGGUUGGUUUUAACCUACCCCUUACAGGCAAGGUCACCCCAAAGUUCAGUGUUUUGGUUGCUGAAUGUGUUCGUCAGAUCCAAGACAAAAGGAGACAAUCACUUAAAGCUGCAGCAUGACAGAAAUGCACUAGAGAUGGAAAAGUUGACUGACCCAUACCUUUGAUAUCCAUGAAAUUUCAGGCAUUCUUCUGAGGUUUAACCAAAGUAUGAUAACGUGCUCUGCCAGAUUACUGCUGUCACUCUUUGUUGAAUGAUAUGAAUAAUGGAAACUUACAUGACGUACAUGAAUUAAGGCUUAAAGUGUCAUUGGAAGAAUUGAUAUCUCAGGAAUGAUUUAGUAACAUAUUUGAAAUGAAAACUUGAAGGAACAAGCUUGUGGUGAUAAUCAAGUAUCAACUGUGAGGGCAUGCAGUUAUUACAGAUUUUUCAGGAGUUCUGUCUUUUUUGCGCGGGCAGUCUUUAUCAUAAGCUUUACAAGAUGAUGUACAUGCACAGCAUGACUGCAUGGUUGAUUCGAUGAUGUGUUGAACCAUCAUAUGCUUGUUGGUACUAUUUUACUCAAUACCUGCCUGCAUGAAAGUCUGUGAUCACCAGCAUUAAACCUAUCUACAUGGAUUCCAAUCAAAAUCACGGUGACUCCUGAAGAUUUCACAAGUCUUAUUCUGGUUUGGAUUCCAUGUUGUGAGUUACACAGAUCCGAAUUUCAAUCCAUGUAUUUGGUCAUGUAGUGGUGGUCUAAAUGUUCAAGCAUGGUGCAGUCAGUAUACAAAAUGUGAUUAGUGGAUAAAAAAGAAUUAUUUCUUACCAAUUUGAGAUUCAAUUCACGGGCUUGAUAUGUACUUUUGCAGAGAUGUAUGGAUGAGAGAUCUGUACAUUCACAGCAAAUGGACUGUACAUGGUAUGAGAUGCUACCAACGAGAAAAAAUGUUUCACAUUAUGAACCAAACUAAGAGCCUAAUAAAACAUCGACUCACGAAGAUAAUGUAGAAUGCAUUUAUGUCUAUUGGAAGUCCGUUGCCUAGCACUAUUAUAGAAUUUCAUGAAUUGCACAAAUAAUUACCCAGUGGCUUUAUGGAAGGGAGCUGUUAGAAUCUGGUACAGUGUUAGCAUAUAUCAUAUACCACAUGUGUUACAUAUCAGUGUUUGGUAGCAGUUUCAUGGCUAUAAGAUUUCAGGUCAUACUAGUGAUUGAUCACAGUUUCGUGAUUGAGAUCUCAGGUCUGGUAAGGGCUAGGGCAAUCAAGAUCAAACAAAUGAGAACCUUUCCUGAUGUCACUUGGUUUUGGUUGUGUUUGUUAGAUGUUACCAUGUUCAGAUCACUCCAUGUUUUCUUGUUUCUCUAAUGUUAUAAGGUUUGGACUAAGUGCUUCCUAUGACUAGCUACAUUCUAUUUUUGCUCUAUCGUUUUCCAGUCAGAACAUUGGGAUAUGGUUAUAUGUAGUAUCUGGUCCUUAUUUUUAGAAAGCUAUUUAAAUGGCUGAGAAAUUUUUCUGUUUUAGAUAUGUUUGGACUAGUGCUGUAAACUCAGGCUUCGCCAUUGGUUCCAUUUUGGAGGAUACUUAAUAGUUUAUGU
Molecule: messenger RNA, 2312 nt
Organism: Panicum virgatum (switchgrass)
Lineage: Eukaryota; Viridiplantae; Streptophyta; Magnoliopsida; Poales; Poaceae
Exons: 2
Coding region: 125-856 (243 amino acids)
Cellular component (GO): NSL complex
Source: RefSeq, a predicted model, not a curated record